Myripristis murdjan (pinecone soldierfish) is the source of this 1705-nucleotide messenger RNA. It is a transcript of the gene aptx, whose product is annotated as aprataxin. Gene Ontology annotation, cellular component: nucleus. Gene Ontology annotation, biological process: single strand break repair. NCBI's taxonomy places the organism in Eukaryota, Metazoa, Chordata, Actinopteri, Holocentriformes, Holocentridae. The transcript is spliced from 7 exons. Gene Ontology annotation, molecular function: single-stranded DNA binding; mismatched DNA binding; double-stranded RNA binding. The record is from RefSeq and is a predicted model, not a curated record. The coding region runs from base 31 to 1032 and encodes 333 amino acids.
GCGAUUUUGCCGGAUAAUUAGGAUGAUAAAAUGCCUGUUUGUUGGCUUAUCAGCAAGGACGGGACUCAUAAACCCAUCCGGCUCCCACACCUCCAAAGCGUGGUCUUGGGUCGAGGUCCGGAAACGACUAUUAAAGACAAAAAAUGCUCGCGCCAGCAAGUUGAGUUGAAAGCAGAAUGCAACAAAGGCUAUGUCAAAGUUAAACAGCUGGGUUUGAACCCCAGCUGUGUAGACUUUGUGGUGGUGGGCAAAGGCAACGAGGUGAAAAUGAAGCCUGGACAGCAGCUCCACAUUGUCAAUCAGCUCUACCCAUACACUGUAGAGUUUAAAGAGGACCUAACUGGGGACCAUGUGGGCACCAAGAGGCCACGUGAGUCUGUUCCAGGGGACAGACGGGUCCAUAGAGAUGCUCCAAGUGUGAAAGUAGCCAGACAGGAGGAAAAGGUCUCCUCUUCAGUCAGCCAUGAAGACUCCAUGUCAACGAAAGAAACAGUUGGACAUUGGAGUCAAGGCCUGAAGACUUCAAUGCAAGACCCCAAGAUGCAGGUCUACAAGGAUGAAAGAGUAGUCGUAAUCAAAGAUAAAUACCCAAAGGCUCGCUACCACUGGCUGGUCCUCCCUUGGGAAUCCAUUCCCAGUCUCAAGGCGCUGCGUGGGGAUCACUGCGACCUGUUGAGGCACAUGCAGCAGGUUGCUGAGCAAAUGAUUCAGCAGUGCCCAGAUGCUAGCACGCUGCAGUUUCGCACAGGCUACCAUGCCAUCCCCAGUAUGAGCCACGUGCACCUCCAUGUGAUCAGCCAAGACUUUGACUCCGUUUGUUUAAAGAACAAGAAGCACUGGAAUUCAUUCACAACUGACUAUUUCAUAGAGUCUCAUGAUGUCAUUCAGAUGCUUGAAAAAAGUGGAAAGGUCGCAGUCAAAGAAGGGACCAAUGAGCUGUUGAAACUGCCUCUCCGCUGCCAUGUGUGCCACAAAGAGCUCGCCACCAUCCCAAGUCUAAAGGAACACCUGAAAUCACACUUUCCCAGCUAAGAAUGUGACCACAAACGAAACGCAAUACCUCAAACGUUCACGUGUUCAGUAUAAAACAGUAGUGUGCUGGGCAGUGCUGUUGUCCAUUAAUAUCUGUUUUCUACUGUUGAACAUAAAGCAUUUGUUAUUGGACAUACUGCCAGUGAACGACAGCAAGUUUUAGCCCCAAAUUGACCUGAAAUCUCAAUGAUGUCUUUUGAGUCAGACAGUUUUAAAAGAGUUGAAUAAAAACUAUUGGGUUAUUCUAUUCACAAACUAAAAGUCUGGCCUGCUGAUGAAGCUAGAGGAAACGUCACAGGGUUGCCAAAAACAGUAGGGCUCUUCCUUUAGGGGUCAUGAAUGUGCGCAGCAGAUUUGAAAAUAAAAAAAAAAAUAAAUUCUAGCUAUAGUGUGUAUAGCCAGGAUUUGCAGUUUUACAGUGUUUCAGUAUUUUUUAUGUUAACACAAUGUCAAAGGUUUGAGCUAUCUUCAACAUCAGUUGCAUUUUGAACCAAUUAUUUGUCAGUAUAUUGGAGCGACAGAUCACCAUCAAUAUGUUGACUGCUGACUGUUUUAUGUCAUAUGUCACAACGAAGUAGAGCUGAGAGUACAUUCUUUCUUAUUUUGCAAACAUGUUUGAAUAGUUUGUGUUGAAUUGAGUAAAAAAGUUUUCAUUUAAAAUUACAGCAAAACA